Molecule: messenger RNA, 1776 nt
Organism: Auanema sp. JU1783
Lineage: Eukaryota; Metazoa; Nematoda; Chromadorea; Rhabditida; Rhabditidae
Source: the annotation of a GenBank genome assembly
AUGUCGUUGACCUAUUUCGGCUAUUCAUAUGAUAAUCCAUCUACCGAUAUAACCAUCACUAUGGAAAAUGGUUUCCCAAAAUUACAACCUCCCUGCACUACUGAACCUGCUAGAAAGCCGAUUCCUGAAUACAUUAAAGAGUUGAAGUGGUUGGUGUUGAUGCUCCAGUUCAUUGUCUUAGUAGCUGUUUCUCUCAUUAUAUUCACUCUGUUUCUGAAUCGACCUUUAAUUACGAGUCGCUUACGAAAUUCUAAAGCCGCGGCAUAUGUAGAAUCAUCGCAACACAUUGACAGUUUUGAAUCAUUUGAAAAAGAAAGCAUAGAUUGGAAGAAACCUAAGGAAACAACAAGCGAAGAAUUGGAAAACUCAUCAGAAGUUAACUUCCCUAAAGCUGCUGUUUUCAGUGAGGAUGCACAUUGUAGUUCACUGGGACGAUCAAUUUUACUAAGAGGAGGAAAUGCUAUUGACUCCGCUAUUACAGUUUCUUUUUGUAUAUCAGCUGUUCAUCCUCAUAAAAGUGGUUUGGGAGGAGGCUUAGUUGCCGUCCUCAUGAAGAAAGGAUCCUGCGAAACUGUCUUAUCAAGAGAAACUGCGGGGAUAGGAGCGCAAGCCAGCAACUUUUCACGACAGCCAGCCGAAGCGAUCAAAGGACCAAGAGCUGUUGGAAUACCAGGGUUCCUAAGUGGAUUAUUCGCAUUAUAUCAAGAUUAUGCAUCGAAAAACUUAUCAUGGAAGACUCUGAUAGUUCCCAUUGUUGAGAUAAAAGGUAUUCGUGUCAGCAAAGAUCUGGCAAUUGAGUUACAAAAGCAGAUUCCAUUGAUCAACUCAGAUCCUUUCAUGAGAGAUGUUUUUAUCAACAAAAAAAGUCGUCAAGUUCUUCAAGAGAACGACACUAUGUAUUGUUCUAGUCUAGCUGAUACACUAGAGGAGAUUUCUGAGUAUGAAGAUGAAGUAGAUUAUUUCUACAAAGGAGGACCUGUUGGUCAACAACUAAUUAAAGAAAUCCAAGACAAAGGAGGUUUUCUAACAACAGAAGAUCUUGAAGACUAUGUAUCGGAAAAGAAAAAGGGAUUCGUUUCACAUCUUCAUAAUGAUAUUAACAUUUGUGGUCCUCAAUUUCCGUCAGUUUACUUAGAUCUUCAACUGGCUCUUAGGGCUGCUAAAGAUGAUCCUCAACACACAAACGAAAUUAUAGCCUUAUUGAUUAAAGAUUCUCAGAUAAUUGGAGACUCAUUGUUUUCCUCAUCUCUACAAGAUAUGUCCACUUACUUACUCAAUGAUAACGCAAAAAAAGCUGUUCUCGAUAGGAUAAGGAAAGGAGAAAGAACACCUUUGAUAUAUGAAGAGAGUGAUGGAUCAUCCUCAAUCCUAAUCAUUGAUGAAGCAGGAACGGCAGUAGCUCUAACAAACUCCCUUGGUCAUAAAUUUGGUAGUAAUAUUUACAGCCGGCAUGGUUUUUUCCUGAAUAAUGCGAUGGCUUAUUUCAAUCAUAACUUAAAACAACAGAACCUGAUAACAGCGCCAGAUCAUCCCAAUAGUUUACAACCUGGAAAAUCACCCAGAGUGUUGAGCACACCGCUCAUCGCUUUCGAUGAGGAAUCCAUAAAAUUUUUAACGGGUGGUACAAAUUUUCAAUCAACAGUUCACAGCAUUCUGAAUGUUUUAAAUGGUAAGAUUCAUAAUGUUCGGAUAAAUAAUUCUUCACCAAUCCUGUACACUGACUCAGAGAAUAUAAAGAUUCUAUUUGGCUCAUUGAAUCACCUUGCGGGUUACUAA